Sinocyclocheilus anshuiensis is the source of this 289-nucleotide messenger RNA. RefSeq names its product guanine nucleotide-binding protein G(I)/G(S)/G(O) subunit gamma-5-like. Gene Ontology annotation, cellular component: heterotrimeric G-protein complex. Gene Ontology annotation, molecular function: G-protein beta-subunit binding. Lineage: Eukaryota; Metazoa; Chordata; Actinopteri; Cypriniformes; Cyprinidae. The annotation marks the transcript as partial. Gene Ontology annotation, biological process: G protein-coupled receptor signaling pathway. The transcript has 3 exons. The record is from RefSeq and is a predicted model, not a curated record.
CAGCAGUUGCGCUUCGAAGCAAACAUCAACAGAGUAAAGGUUUCUCAGGCGGCUGCAGAGCUUCAGCAGUUCUGCAUUCAGAACGCCCUACAAGAUCCUCUGCUGACCGGUGUGUCUUCGAGCACCAACCCCUUCAGGACACAGAAGGUUUGCUCCUUCUUGUGAGGGUCCAUGAUGGGCAUCUGCCACUGGCUUUUUCCUGUUCCUGUGACAUUUCUGCUGGGAAAAAAAGAGAAGAAAACCACUGCCAUGAUGUGUAAUUGUUGCCAGUUAAUACCUCGUGCCAUAA